Molecule: messenger RNA, 4662 nt
Organism: Dicrocoelium dendriticum
Lineage: Eukaryota; Metazoa; Platyhelminthes; Trematoda; Plagiorchiida; Dicrocoeliidae
Source: the annotation of a GenBank genome assembly
UUGGAAGGUCAGCUGCCAAGGUGUUGCAUCACAACUCGCUGUACAACUCGGGUCUUCACAUGGUGGAUGUUCCCAAACCAGUUCUGUCAUGUUUUGGCCAUGAAAGCCUAGUAUCUGAGCUAGAAUCGCGGUUGAUGCAAAGUUUGGCAUCUGAACCUGCCUUAUGGCGUCAUUCCAAAUGGACUUCACCAUAUCCGGUGCACAUAGAUGUUUACUUCACUCGUUUCGACAUCGAAGCACUUCAGGCGCCGGUGAAGGUGCUUUCCACUGGUCGACCCAUCCGUCCAUUGGGCUCCAUGAAACCGUUUCUUUACAUUCACGUCCUGUCCAAUAACCACACUCAGUACACACAUGGAACCGUGAAACAGGACAUUGCCAAGUGGCUUGGUCAUUUGAAUGCGCAAAAUAUAACGGAUUGGCUAAUUCUCAUGAUCGACGCGGACUCGAGGCCCAACGCUACCAAAGUGUGGUCGAAACUCAGCGUGUUGGACCGAAUUAAACAGGAUUUCAACGUCCCUGCCGCUGAACACCACUUUCUUCGAGUACCCGAUCGUCGUGCUGUGGAAGAAAAAGUAUUUUCGGAAUCAUGGAACACUCUAAUGCGCUCGAUCAGGAAAAUCCUACUGGAUAUCUUCUACCACACUAUACGGGAUUACGAGACACAUAUCCGUUUACUUCUCGAAGCUCAAGGAAGCGUCGGUUGGGAUUUCUUUGAGUAUCUAGAUCGAAAGGAAGAACUCGCAGAACUGUACUUGUUUCUCCGAGGUUACGAGGACGCUUUGCAUGAAUACUAUGACAUCGAGUCGUUGCUCGCGCUCUCAAUCAGGAAUAGUGCCUCUGCUGGUUCUCAUCCCGUUUGGAUCGAUCAGUUGAACAGACGGUCUUCCCAAAGUGCAUCUACAUGUUCUUUUCUGUCUUGUUUUCCUGUGAUCAACUCUGGUUCGAAUUCACAACAAACGCGAGCUGUACGGAACCGUACUGCCACUUUAUUCGACAUCCGAACGUAUCUCUUAUCAAAGCAGUCGAUACUUUUGAAAUCGCUUAAACGACUGCAUGAGUUUCCGGCUCUGGCACUUUCUCGAAUAGUGGCUGCUGUGCAAGAAUCAAGAAUUUUAAAGUUGUGUUCAGUCCCUGAGUUUGAGUACUGCUGGACACUUUUAUGUGUGCUGGAUUGCUUGCAGCUUAUCCGCCCGAGAAAUGUCAACCCAAAUGACUCGGUGGAUAUUUCCAUUACCAAUAUACUGGCGGCUCUUCCAUAUUCUACUCAUAAUCACUCUCUCGUGCUUCGUAGUGCUGUUCCAAGUAAGCCCAGUGACCGGAAACCGUCAGAAAAUGUGUUCUUGCAUGCCAGUCAAUCAGGCAAUCCAUUGGCUGAACCGAUAGCGAAACUUGUUGCACGCACCUACGCAAUUAUUGCGCCGCUCACCAAUUCACCGGAACAUGAACGCGUGGCAGAUACGCUUGGUCGGGACCAGCCAUUUACUUCGCAUCUGGUGGAUAUGUGGAUAAUUGUCGUUUUGCAGCUGACCUUCCUCGGCCAACGCUUGUCGUAUUGGUCGUCCUGUCGGGAUCGCACCGUGCGCGAUCCGAUUCUUCAGUCUAUCAAGUUGGGUAUCAAUCAGUGUUCCGUUUCCCAUCUAUCAAAUCCGGACGAUUUUGCCGUUUCGGUUCAUCGGCACUUAAAUCACUUGUUAUCCUCGAAGACCACUUACUCCGAGGUUUACAUUUCUUUGGCACAAAUCAUCGUCGGUUUCCUGCACUUGACCUCCCAGCCGCGCAAAUCGGUCCACGUCUCUUGUCUUUUGGCCAACUUUUUGCACUAUUCGAACAACGAGAAAAGUGCCAGUGAUCUAUACUCAUCCGCCAUUUCUAUGUGCCUAAACGAGGGUUGGAUCUGCCUGAGCUUACGAAUUUACAUGCAACUGGCCUGCUGUCUUCGAACCGUCAUAAGGAGCCCACGGUUCCAAGACGAUUGCGAAAUGGAACUCUUGCUUACCCGUUAUAUUGACUGCUGCUUCGCUCUUGGCUGUGCCUCGUCUCGAGCAUUGUCCACUGUUUUUAACUCCAUGAACGUAGCUGCCAGUCAAGAGAUUAUCCUGAACACUUGGUUUCCCGAUAAACUGGCCGAUUCUGUUACUGACUUGCGCUCUCCUGCGUUUUGGUGGUCCGAGGCCGUCAGAGCCCAACUCACUUUACCCGAACACGUCGUGUGGGAUGCGUCGUUUGCCUUUUCGACCCCGUUUCGUGUCCACCAGGUGCAUUUGAAAGGUGCCAACGAGGACGGAACUCAAUGUAUCACACUGCAGCUGAAAAACACAUCCCAUUUAUCUUUCCAAGUCCGUAUUCAAGCUAUUGCUGCCUUUCCAACGGGGAACGACUGGAUAAAUCUGAUGGAAUACGGACUAAUGGGAAGACAAAAUGUCGACGUAGAUGAUGUGGAAUCCAAUCUGACAGUUGUCGACUACACACUCUCGGUUCCUCCUGUCAACACCUCAAAUCUGCAUUCGGGUCUACGUCCUUUGGAUAACAGCCAUUCUGCUCUGCUUGUGGCUCCAAAACUUGGGUCUCCAAAACUAAACCCAUCACGUGGGGACACUUCAAGCCUUACACCGCUCACGAAAAGAGGCUCGUUUUUUGAUUUGGCCGCAUCUUGGGCCACUCGACCCACAUGGAAAUCGCAAGAUCAGCUGCACUCCUCUCUUGGGAUAGAUCCUACACAUUCACAGAAAGCUUCCUUGAACACGAAAGACCAUUUGGUCACUUAUCGUCUGCCCUCUGUCUCACCGCUUUGCAAGUCAUCCAGUCGCAAUUUAGCCGAUACAGAGAAUGCAUCACGUCUCUCGAUGAAUCGGAUAGCGUCCACAACUAAUCUACAAGACAUUAGUCUAUCAAGUAUAGACUCGGCUUACCUCUUGGAUAAGACCCAAGAACGUAACUUUUUGAGCCCUUCUUCAGCAAUGAUUCAACCGGAACCUACCACGUCAUUCGUCCCGAAGCAUUCCGAUGGAUUCUAUACAUCUACAAGCACUCUUCACCCAGGCAUGAAUACUCUUAACUUGUCAGCCACUUGUCCUGGAUUCAUGCUUCCAGUGUGCCUACAGAUAUCCGUCUUGGACUGGUCUUGCGAUGGCGAGAAUACGAGUCGAAAUAUACAAUGCCACAAGGAUGCUGUAUUUAAUUGGUCCUAUACACUUCGGCGCCAGCAUUUUUCUUCAAGCUGGAAAAAUCGACCACUCCUUGACUCUCUGUUGCCUAGUCUUCGGAACUAUGGUUCUGAUCACGAACCUUUUGAGCCGGUCACAGUCAUUUUGGGUUUGAAACAACCCAUUUUGUUCGACAUGAAACUAGGCAAACUGGGGUUGCCAGCCCGAUGUUGUUCUCCGAUUACUCUCUAUCGAAGUGUGCGUACAGGGACGUGUGCUCAUUCGUCACCACGACACGCUGCCACAGAGCCAGUGCGCAAGAUUCGCGGUUUUAGUGAGUAUACAGUCAAUCCACUCACGAAACAUGCUACUGUGGUGGUCGAUGGGGGCGAAUCUUCGGACGGGCAAUACUCCGACGGAUCCAUUGAUCCCAAUUACACUCAUCUUGAUGGUCCAGUCGAUUUGUGUGGCGAGUCUCUUCACCUCGUUGACUGUCCACAGGAGGAGUAUUUUUCUGUUGGAGCUCAGUUGCAAAUGGACCGUCCCUUGCUUCUCACCGUGCUUACGGAAAUGGACGAGUUUGCCAUAUCGAUGCCAUUUGGUUAUAUGCUUCGCCUUCCGGUGCGAAUAAUCAAGCCGUUGGUCAUGCAGCUCAGCGUGUCCGCUUUCCAACGUACCAAUGCAGUAAUUCUCGGACUUCGUAUCGGAUGCACGGACCUGCCUUAUCGACUGCGAGGAAAACUCAACACGAAUAAUGAUGCGGAACCGUUUGCGUUUACUUUAUUUGACUUUCAACUGACGCUCAAUGCGCCAUCGGUUCCCAAUGAGAAUCAAGCAAGCGAUGCAUCCAAAAACCCUCACACUAUCUCUGUCACACCUCCGCAAACAGUGGUGUCACAGACCUCCAUUCCGUUCUCGUCGAAAGAGCCAGCGACAGAGAACCUUCGCCUGGACUCUUUGGAUUCUCUGGUUGGUGUUUUGCUUGACCCCAAUUGCAAUACAGUGCAUGUCAGCCCUCUCUGUCCAGUGACAUUGUUGUGGUCAUUCAAAUUAAGCGAUUUUCGGCCGUUUAUAAACAACACGAGGGAGCGUUUUAACAAAUCUCCAGUGGCCAAGUUCCAGUGCAGUUUUAGACGACUGGGUGACACGGAUUCGGAAGCACAACUGGUGUUUUAUCGGAAAAUUUCGCCUGUUUCGCAGCCGAAGGCUGAAAAAUCAGGUUCCACACCUGGAUUGCUCGGCAGAAGCAAGAAAGGGCUCCCCUGAUGAUAUUGAUGCAUUCGACUAGAUGUUGCCCAUAUUCGUGGACUCGCUUCGUUCUUUCAGCUGUGAACUAUGGUUGUGGACCAUGCUACCGGACCACCAAUGGGCUUUGUGAUCCCCUCUUUUUUUACUAUACACUCAUUGAUGCUUCCCUCCCUUGUCUAACGUGUAAAACAUUAUAUUUCACUAUGUGAUGUAAACUUGCGUUCCAUAUCUUGUUGCGAAUGUUUAUAGACCACUAUAACACUUUCUUUUC